AUGGCCAAAAUUAGUCAAGACGUUUCAUCAUCUCGUUCAAAAGCUAGAAAAGCUUACUUCACUUCAUCAUCAAUUGAAAGAAGAAGAUUAUUAUCAGCUCCAUUAUCAAAAGAAUUAAAAGAACAAUACAAUAUUAAAUCCUUACCAAUCAGAAAAGAUGACGAAGUUUUAGUUGUUAGAGGUUCAAAGAAAGGUUCAGAAGGUAAAAUUUCAUCUGUCUACAGAUUAAAAUUUGCUGUCCAAGUUGAUAAAGUUCAAAAAGAAAAAUCAAAUGGUGCUUCAGUUCCAAUCAAUUUACACCCAUCAAAAGUUGUUAUCACUAAAUUACAUUUAGAUAAAGAUAGAAAAGCUUUAAUUGAAAGAAAAGGUGGUAAAUUAGAAUAA
Molecule: messenger RNA, 384 nt
Organism: Yamadazyma jaroonii
Lineage: Eukaryota; Fungi; Ascomycota; Pichiomycetes; Serinales; Debaryomycetaceae
Source: the annotation of a GenBank genome assembly